Messenger RNA from Danaus chrysippus (African queen), 3708 nucleotides. The record is from the annotation of a GenBank genome assembly. Lineage: Eukaryota; Metazoa; Arthropoda; Insecta; Lepidoptera; Nymphalidae.
AUGGCUACAGUGAUUCUAAGAAGUAUAUUUUUUGCAUAUUUUCUAAUAUACGCCUUCGGUGGUGAAAUCGAAAUGGAAGUACAGAGUGGUAGCGUACUGAAGAUGUUGAGGGACAUGAUGAACCAGUCAGCAGCUGAAUCUCUUAAUUUGAUCGCAAACGCUACGUCUAUAAGGGAAAAUAUAACAGACACGUUUAGCUGUGAGAAUCGAACCUACGGCUACUACGCAGAUGUCGAAAAUGAAUGUCAAUUAUUCCAUGUUUGUGUACCAUCACAAAGUCCUUCAGGUCGCAACACCACUUACAGAUACAGCUUCAUCUGUCCCGCUGAGACUGUUUUUAACCAGGAAGUACUAGUAUGCACAAGACCAAUAGAUUCGAUCCCCUGCGACGAAUCACCCAACUUUUACGACCUGAAUAUGGAAAUAGGUAAAAUGGUGGAUCCAGAAAUCAAUAAGGAGGCUCCUAAUAAAGAAACCGAAAUGGUAGCCGUGAAAAACAAGAAACAAACGAUACGCAAGAAACAGAAUAUAAUAAUGGAGGCCUUGAUGAAAGACGGUGAUGAACAGAUGAAGGAGCUGGAAGAAUUAUUUGAAGGAGAGAAGAUUAUUGAAUUACCAGAAGAACAAGAGAAAGUUGAAGUUACAUAUCAACCAAUCGCACCAGAAACUUUCAAAACUAAUCCUAUGGAACCACAAGCCAUUAUAAAUGAAGAAAAUGAAGCUAAACCACCUGAAAUGAACUCAGAAACAUUUGAGUAUCAAAUGCCAGCUGAAUCAGGGAAUGAUAGACUCGGUUCAGAGAGAAGUAUCAAGAGAACGGGGAGAAAAAUGUGGAGAGACGAUGAUGAAAGUAAUGAAAAAUAUAUCGAUUUAUUACCAGAAGAAGAGAAAGAGGAAUUUCUUAAUCGUAUUGCUAGAAGAAUUCUAGAGGAAGUCAACAGUCGUGGUACACCAAAAGAAUCUCAUGUUGAAAUUAAUGAUGAUCAGCUUAAUGCGCAUAACGCUUAUGUUAAUGAUAUCAUUAAAGAAGAAUCUAGAAAUUUGAAUGAUGAACGACGUGAUAAUAAAGAUGAUGAGAAGAAAAAAAGUGAUCGGGGUGAUGAAAAGGCUGAUAUCGACCCGUAUAUAGAUCUCACAUUGCGUACAAAGGACACAGUAAAUGAUAGUGACCCAGACAGACAUUUGGAUAGACAAAGUGGAUUUAAUGUUAUACCCGUCAAAACUAUAUACGAUGAUGAUAAUCUUGGUACUGGUGAUAAAGUUGUUAUAGUUCCACAAUCACUUAUAAAUGCUAGUUCAAGUAAUGAUAUAAAUAAGCCUGGUUAUAUAACUAAUUUGGAAAACGACUUGAUUAGAUCUGAUAAUAAUAAAAAUGAUAGCGAAGACUUAAAAGGUAAUCGCAAAUCAUACGACACAAAUCUAUUGUUUCGUACAACAAUGCCUGAUUAUGAUUCGAAUUCUGAUGAAAAUAAUUCUGUCACAAGUAACGAUACAAUAUAUGACUCAACAGUCGAACCAGAUACGAAAGAGGUUUUGACUACAACAGAAUCUACUGAUGAAGUAACAUGGCCAUCGACACAGAAAAUUUACGACAGCGAUAAUGAAAACUCUGAUAGCAAAAGUUCUGAGGGCGAAGAAACUACAACAUCCACUGAUUCCACUACAUCAAAUAACGCAGAUUCAUCAAGCACUACUUCUAAUUAUAAUUCAACUGAAACUGAGACUUAUAAACAAGAAAAUAUAAGCUCAACUACACCUGAAACCACAUUAAAUGUUAGCAAUAUAAGUGAUAAUACUACGGUUAACGGACAUUCGGUAGCACGUUCUGGAAAUAUGGACUUAAAACAGGCAUCAAUGAACCGAGAAAUUGACAAAAUUAAUGGCUCAGUAUUAAAUGCGACCGAAGAAAAUACAAAUACAGAAAAUAAAAGUGUAAAAGAUACAACAACUAUUGCAACUGUAACUGAAUUAAGUGCUGGAAGUCAUGUGUCACAAAAAAGAAAUAUUCAUUCAGAUGAGAAUAUAGAAAAAGAUGUAGAUUUGAACACAAAAGAAACCCAAUCGCUGCGUCAAAGUCGCACGUCAGAAGAAUCUAUAUUUGAAGACACGCCUCCAGAAAAAAAUGAUUACAAAACCAAAAUGAGAGAAUAUGAAGUGUUUGAAAUAGAUCCAGAAAAACCACCGUUUGUGAAAAAAUCUAUGGAGGAACAGGACAAGAAUGGAGUACCUAUAUAUGUAGUUCCCGUGUAUAACUAUGACCCAGAAAACGCUUAUUUUAUGCCACGUACUCGUCCUGAACCCUACAAAGAAGACGAAUAUAACGACGACACUAGUUAUGAUACGUUUGAAGAUAGCGAGGAUGAUAGACAAGCAAUGAAAUCAGAUUUACCAAUCGAGAGAAGCAUAUUCUCAGGAUACAAAAAACGAAGUUCAGGUCAUUAUAAAAGAAACAAAGAGAAUCACGUACUGAAAUAUCAGAAGCAAAACAAAAAACCAGAAAAAAAAGUUCAAUACCACAACAUAUAUUAUAGUCCAAAUGAUUAUUUAGAUUUAGACUAUUACUUCGGCCGUUCGAAUAAGCAUCAAGCAAGGAGCGGGCAUAAGAAACAGGUUAAACAUAAUAAGAUAUUCCCUGAUUCAAAUGAAAAGGACCAUCCCUAUAAUAGUUUGAAAAACGAUGAUUCAAUUAAGGAUCAUAUCGGAGCUGUAAGAAAGAUUUUGCAUCUGAAACAGAUAUAUGAAAGUAUUCCAGAAAUUAAACGGCAAAAGACCUUAAAGAUUGGUCGAAAGAAAGCUAAAUAUGUGGACAGUAUGAGUGACAAUACGAAAACAAAAAGUAAAAACCACGAAGAUAGUAUAUCCCUGGAUUAUUAUUUUGGUUUUAAUUCCAAACCCGAUCCAGUACAAGUAGGAAGGUCAGAAAGAUUGAAAAUAGUGGAAUCCAGUAAAAAUAAUGAUAAAAAUAAUGUUCACGACGAAAUUUAUUCUAUACUAGAAGUAUUAAAAGAUUCUAUACGGUUUAAAAAUGAGGCUCUAUCGAAAUAUAACUGGCUAGAAACUACAGUGGACAUACUGACGGGUAUAGAAAGACUUUUUGAAUUAACGAAUGAACUGCAAUUCGGUAAUGACAUGUACCCAAAAGAUUUGGAGCUAUUAAAAUACACACUUUAUCUUUACAAGACAUCUGUCGAUAUAUUCAAUAAACAAAAUAAUAUAGAAGAAAAAUACAGUGAAGAGGGCGAAGUUAAACGGAAAAGGGGACUACUGCCAAGAAAUAAAUACAAAAAGAAAAUUACACAGCCAAUUAAGUUGUGGAAAGAUGUGGCCAAGUUUAUUAGGAAUAAAACAAGUGAACCACUGAAAUUGCUUUACGAUUUCGAGGAUUUCCUACAGAAAAUACUUUUCUAUUUACACGAUUUCCACGACGCUAUAAAACACGUUGCUAUCAUAACGAAGUAUAAUAAACAGAUGUGGCUGGAAGAUCUCAAAGAUAUUUACUUGGACGAGGCCAAUGAUAAACAAUUACUCAAAGUUUUACUCCACUUAAGCGUUUCAAGACUAUUGAGUUAUGUAGAUGAGAACGCUGUGUACGGCGUAGAAAACAAUUACAGGGAUUAUAUUAAAAAAUACAAUAGUUAUGUGAAAAGAAGUAAAGAAGAAUUUCUCUUUGUUUUACAUAUACUUAACGAGUUGAAACAAUUUAAAUAA